UGCGCAGCCUCAAUGCUGGGUUGGGCGGAGCCUCGCCGGCUGCAUACACGUCACUUCCGAGGCGGGAGGAUGAAGUUGAUUGAUUAUGGUCUCUCCGGCAACCAGGAAGAGUCUGCCGAAGGUGAAGGCCAUGGACUUCAUCACCUCCACAGCCAUCCUGCCCCUGCUGUUCGGCUGCCUGGGCGUCUUCGGCCUCUUCCGGCUGCUGCAGUGGGUGCGCGGGAAGGCCUACCUGCGGAAUGCUGUGGUGGUGAUCACAGGCGCCACCUCAGGGCUGGGCAAAGAAUGUGCAAAAGUCUUCUAUGCUGCGGGUGCUAAGCUGGUGCUCUGUGGCCGGAAUGGUGGGGCCCUAGAAGAGCUCAUCAGAGAACUCACCGCUUCUCAUGCCACCAAGGUGCAGACACACAAGCCUUACUUGGUGACCUUCGACCUCACAGACUCUGGGGCCAUAGUUGCAGCAGCAGCUGAGAUCCUGCAGUGCUUUGGCUAUGUGGACAUACUUGUCAACAAUGCUGGGAUCAGCUACCGUGGUACCAUCAUGGACACCACAGUGGAUGUGGACAAGAGGGUCAUGGAGACAAACUACUUUGGCCCAGUUGCUCUAACGAAAGCACUCCUGCCCUCCAUGAUCAAGAGGAGGCAAGGCCACAUUGUCGCCAUCAGCAGCAUCCAGGGCAAGAUCAGCAUUCCUUUUCGAUCAGCAUACGCAGCCUCCAAGCACGCAACCCAGGCUUUCUUUGACUGUCUGCGUGCCGAGAUGGAACAGUAUGAAAUUGAGGUGACCGUCAUCAGCCCCGGCUACAUCCACACCAACCUCUCUGUAAAUGCCAUCACCGCAGAUGGAUCUAGGUAUGGAGUUAUGGACACCACCACAGCCCAGGGCCGAAGCCCUGUGGAGGUGGCCCAGGAUGUUCUUGCUGCUGUGGGGAAGAAGAAGAAAGAUGUGAUCCUGGCUGACUUACUGCCUUCCUUGGCCGUUUAUCUUCGAACUCUGGCUCCUGGGCUCUUCUUCAGCCUCAUGGCCUCCAGGGCCAGAAAAGAGCGGAAAUCCAAGAAGUCCUAGUACUCCGACCAGCCAGAGCCAGGGCAGAGAAGCAGCACUCUUAGGCUUGGUUACUCUACAAGGGACAGUUGCAUUUGUUGAGACUUUAAUGGAGAUUUGUCUCACAAGUGGGAAAGAUUGAAGAAACACAUCUCUUGCAGAUCUGCUGGCAGAAGACAAUCAAAAACGGCAACAAGCUUCUUCCCAGGGUGAGGGGAAACACUUAAGGAAUAAAUAUGGAGCUGGGGUUUAACGCUAAAAACUAGAAAUAAACAUCUCAAACAGUAA
Molecule: messenger RNA, 1330 nt
Organism: Symphalangus syndactylus (siamang)
Lineage: Eukaryota; Metazoa; Chordata; Mammalia; Primates; Hylobatidae
Gene: DHRS7B
Product: dehydrogenase/reductase 7B
Cellular component (GO): membrane
Molecular function (GO): oxidoreductase activity
Source: RefSeq, a predicted model, not a curated record